This is a messenger RNA of Trichogramma pretiosum, 599 nucleotides long. Its product is annotated as 40S ribosomal protein S16. The transcript has 5 exons. The record is from RefSeq and is a predicted model, not a curated record. Gene Ontology annotation, biological process: translation; maturation of SSU-rRNA from tricistronic rRNA transcript (SSU-rRNA, 5.8S rRNA, LSU-rRNA). Gene Ontology annotation, cellular component: ribosome; cytosolic small ribosomal subunit. NCBI's taxonomy places the organism in Eukaryota, Metazoa, Arthropoda, Insecta, Hymenoptera, Trichogrammatidae. Gene Ontology annotation, molecular function: RNA binding; structural constituent of ribosome. The coding region runs from base 79 to 531 and encodes 150 amino acids.
GGCGGUGUCGCCUCCAGCUGCACGAGGAUUUCUCGUCUCUUUUCCCCGGCGCGCGUGUGACCGACUCGAUCGCUCAAAAUGCAGCAAAAAAAGCAGAAGAAGCCUCAGAUUCAAUCCGUCCAGGUGUUCGGACGUAAAAAAACCGCCACGGCUGUUGCCUACUGCAAGAGAGGAUCCGGUCUCCUGAAGGUCAAUGGCAGGCCUUUGGAACUCGUCGAGCCCAAGAUGCUCCAAUACAAACUCCAGGAACCAAUCCUGCUUCUUGGCAAGGACAAGUUCCAGGAUGUUGACAUUCGUGUCAGAGUGAACGGUGGAGGUCAUGUUGCACAGAUUUAUGCCAUCAGGCAAGCAAUUGCCAAAUCUCUUGUUGCUUUCUAUCAGAAAUACGUUGAUGAAGCAAGCAAGAAGGAAAUCAAGGAUAUCCUUAUCCAGUACGACAGAACUCUCUUGGUCGCUGAUCCCAGGAGGUGCGAACCCAAGAAGUUUGGUGGUCCGGGUGCUCGUGCUCGUUACCAAAAAUCUUAUCGUUAAAACUUUUUUACGCAUUAUUUUUAUGCAAUAAAAAUAAGAAAUAAAUCUAAAACCCAGUAUUUUUUAUA